CUGCCUCGUUGGGAGCAGCCACACCAGGAGGGAGCGUCGAGAUGCAGCCGCUGUCCUCAAACUCAAUGUUGAGCAGCCCAAUUCCGAUUCCCGCGCCGUCGUCAAAGUCUAGCACGAGCAGCGCCUCUGGCAGCUACCAAUCACGCCUGUCCCUGUCGUCCACGACGUCGUCGAGCGUCGCUUCCCUGCAACGGAUAGAGAGCGUUGUGCCGUCCACCGCGACGAACGCUCUGCUCGACGACUGGCUUCGGCCAGCUGCAGCAACAACAACAGCAGCUGCUGCGAAUCCCAAUGCUUCUUCCUCGUCGUCGUCUGCUUCCUCGCUCGCUGCAGGUGCCUUCACUGCGCAUGGCAAUGGGACUCAUGCAUUCCUGUCCACUCCACGACACCCGGAAGCAGAGUCGCCGUCAGCAGCAGCGGCAGCGGCAGCGGGCGCCUCGUGCGGCCGAACUCCGCCUCGCCCAGGGUCUGUCACCAGCGACGCGAGCGACCGCGGCCCCCUGUCGUCCGCGUCUCGAGACCUGUCGAUAGUGUCCGUCGAGAGCAUAGGGAGCGGGGGCAGCAGCUCCGAGAGCAACUUGACGAGCGCUGGUAGUGCCGUGCUGAGCCAGAGCGGCAGCAUUUUUAGCAUUGACCGCAUCUUAACUUCUGCUGAAAACCGCAGCAAUACCGUCAGGAUUGGCGACAUGCAGCCGGGCCUUGCAUCCGUCAUUGAAAUGGGCAGCGUCAACACGCUCGCCAGUAGUGCGGCAUCGUCCGAGAUUGGCCGAGCAACAGCGGCAGCAGGAAUAGCUGCAUCAUCAUCUGUUUCGAUUUCCACGCCAGUAGUUGUGGCAGGCAACGCCCCAAUGAUCCGCGGAUCCACCUCCAAUCAGACUCUGAGCAGUAUUGCCUCGUCAAACAUGUCUUCCACCAACCCAAGCGACCGGACGCUUCAGCAUCGCGCAGCUGCGGGAUCAAUAACGUCGUCCAUCCGAUCGGAUUUGGCGUUUCAGCCCGUGCACUACCGGACGUCCUUGCCUGCAGGAGCAGGCAGCGAGAUUGAUCCGUAUGCCCUGCCAGUCGCGACCGCGGCCCCACCAAAGUUUUCCACCCGGCUUCGCAACUCCAAGUACAGCUCGUCCAGCGGCAGCUCGCGCAGCGGCGACAAGGCAAAAUGGCGAACUGGCUCUGCCUUCGGUCCCGUCGCCAAUCCGCUCGAUUUCGACCAUUUCGCCUUCAGAAAAUCUGCCGCCGAGUCUUCAAUGCCUGUCCAGGACUCGAGAUUCACAUUUUUCAAGUCGCUCGGGUUUGUGAUAGCCAGCAUGCUCAUUCUUCUGGUAAUCAUCGUCGGUGCAUUGGGCUGGGCAAGUGGCCAGCAGUACGCGCAAAAAAUUGUCGAGCAGAACGAAAUCUCGUCGCUGCUGCAAACGCAGAUCAUGAUCCGGCGAAUGUUCACAGCAAGCUUGAAUUCCAUGGAAUCGAGCGCCGCUGUUCUCGGACAAAACACGCGCCUGAUUGCCCUUUACCAUACAGAGCUGACUCUGGUGGGGACGAUGGUGGCGCUGCUGUACAACCAACUCCCGCUGCCGCCGUCUCCAAGCUCUGCGGGGCUGUCAUUCACCAGCGGCCAGGUUCUUGGCAUUCACGACGCUCGCUUGCUGCCAAUUAUGCAAAUGGGACCUCUGACUCAGGACCAACUCUUGCGCAUCGACGGCAACGCGUCCGACAUCAACGGCCUUUUGACCUUGACCAGCCUGAACCGAACAACGCUCCAACCAAUCAACGGCACGUCGCCCAUCUAUGCUCCGACCGCAGAGGCUCUGGGCGAGUUCUUCGAAGCAUUCCUUUCCAACUCUACACAGGAAUUGCAGUGGGCCCCGCCCCGCCGAUCAGUCACGUUCGGCACGACAAUGCUGUCCGUGCUUGUGCACCCGCGCAGGGCGCAAGGGCCCGCCUAUAAUCUUUCUGCCGUUGCGCUCAGCAUCACGAUGAGGACGUUUAGCGACAUGCUGCUUGAGCUGGCAGAUGCGAACUUGGGUUCAGGGUAUGCGCUGAUCAUUGAUCGCGCGACUCACGAGGUCAUGGCCGCCGCAAGUGUCAUGUCAGACGGAAGCAAACAUUCAUACGACAGCAUUCAGACACAGUCGCAGCUCCCACCUCAGAUACUCGCCCUCGCGCGAUGGUACAACACCUCGGGCGUCUCAAGCUGCUCGAGUUGCGUGAACAAUACGUACGUUGUGCCCACGAGCGACGCGUCGUUGCGUCUCGUCUUGGAGAAGUUUGACCGACCUGGGCUGCAGUGGGCCAUCCUGUACGCCGCACCCGAGCCGUCCAUGCCGAUCGAGUCAUCGGAGCUCAUCAUCUUUACUGUCUCGGUGGUCGUGUGUACUGCUCUGCUCGGCAGUCUGGUCGCGACAAUCAUCACCAUUCCACUAAAGCGGCUGGUUGAGCAAGUUUCCACGCUGGCUCGUGCGCAAGACUCUGUGGCAGACAUUUCUCCGCUCCAAACGCCGCCCGGCAUCUGGGGCUUGUUCAGUCGAUUCUACGAGACCACGAUGCUGCGAGCAGCGUUCAACGAGCUUCUCCAGAGCAUCCAAUUCAGAAGCCGCGCUCCCACCUCCAUGGUGGUGUUGGCAAUGCGGGACAUGGAGGUCAAGUACUGCACCGAGUUCUUUUACGCCACCUUCGGUGUGCGCUCCAAGGAGGAGGCCUCGCGAUUCAUCCAACACCUGAUGCAGUGGCCAAUUGUCAAGGAUUUAUUGGAGCGCAUUCAAUGCGGAGAGCUACACUCUGGCAAAAUUGAGAUUGCAACCAGCAUCAGUCGUGACACUUGGGCGGCAGAUCUCGCCAGCGCAGCCGAUAAUGGCGGUGCUGAAAAUCCCGACAAUGAGCUCCAAAGCGACGCAGGCUCUGGGCACGACACCAGUCAGCCCAAACACUCGAGCUCCUCCGGGGAGGUUGUCGUACAAGUUGACCCGACAAAUGACGAGCACAAUCUGGCAUCCUCGUCGACCCACAGCAUCAACACGCUCCCGACGGCCAGCGAAUCGUCUGCGCCAUCCUCGCAAGUCCAUUCCGUGCCACUCAAGCCCAACGUCGCAUCCCAGGUGCUCACACGCCCAGUGUGGCUGCAACUGGAAGUCGACACUGACCCAAGCAGCCCCGACGACAUUUGCAUUGUUCUGACCAACAUUACGUCGCAAAAGCAGCACGACCUCGAGCUCGAGCGAACAAAUGCGACGUUGGUCCAGUCCAAGCACAGCACAAGCCAGUUCAUGAGCCACAUGACACACGAGCUGCGGACGCCGCUCAACGGUGUGAUUGGGCUUGUUGAUGUGUUGGCUCAAACGCAACUGAACGAGGAGCAGCGCGGGGUCCUGAAAGACAUUGAGUUUAGCUCGGAUCUCAUGAACUCGUUGGUGAACAACAUUCUCGAUCUGUCCCGCAUGGACAAUUACAUCAUCGGCUUGGAGCAAAAGCCAAUGGAGCUGCGUCCGUUGAUUGAGAGCAUGUGCGUCAACAUUAGCCAGUCCAAGUUCCUCAAAGACAAGCUGGGUGUCGAGUUGCUGUCCUUCAUCGACCCGGCCCUGCCUCGCUGUGUGCUUGGCGACCCGCCUCGGCUGACCCAAAUCCUUAACAACCUGUUGUCCAACGCGUGCAAAUUCACCGAGAAGGGUCACGUUCUGCUCUCGGCCGAGCUGCUUCCGCCGCUCGAGGCUGCCGACGAAGUUCCCGACGAAAAAUACGUGCGCGUCCGCUUCAUGUGCGAGGACACUGGCAUUGGCAUUCGUGAUCAAGAGUGGCACAGGCUGUUUACGCCGUUCUUCCAAGUCAAUCCGAACGGUCCGAACGGCGGCACCGGUCUCGGCCUCUGCAUCACGGCCGAGCUGGCUCGCAUCAUGGGUGGCGAGCUGUACUUUCACAGUGUCUAUCAACAAGGUACUCGCUUCCAGCUCGACAUGUCGUUUGAGAUUGCACGCGACGAGUCUUUAGUUCCGCCUCCACCGGUUCCAACAACAACAACAACAACAGCUCCAACAACAACAACAGCUCCCACAACAACAACAGCUCCAACAACGGCUCCAGGAAUCCGCGGUUCUGCUCCCCAACCCACCGCCAAGGACCCGCUUGUGAAAUCUACCUCUGUUGCUCCUGGGACUGUUGACCUUGACCCGAUGUUUGUGCCGCUUCACAACCGCAUGGACAAGAAUAGCAGCCCAAUGAUCCAUGCGUUGCUCUCAGGCGCCAACGCACUGCCACCAUCCGUCGCAACGGACAUGCCGGCCCACGAUCCUCAUGCGUUUGCCGUGUCUGCUGCGUCAUCAAAGUCCGAACUGUCGUCGACUGGCAGCAAAGGAACACUGGUCGCCUUUGACUCUCAAGCGCGUCUUCCAACCACACGCCGUUCGUUGGACGAUGCCUCGUUGUCAAGGACGGGCGUGCCGGCGAGCCACGAGGCAACUUCUGCAACUUCGUUCUCCAGCCACACGGAUUCGAUGAUGUUUGAUGCCGACCACCAACCAUCACCACUGCCACCACAAACGCAUGAUGCUCGGGCAAUCUUUGCUGCUGCUUUGGAAGACAAACAGCCCUCAAAGUCCAAUGGUACCGCACCUGUGGAUGCCAAUCAUCGCGAAGAGCCUCCUCGCAUCCCCAAGCAUCCAGACUCGCCGGCUGCGCUGCCGCAUGCCUGGCCAGAGCAACUGUUCGCUGCCGCCCCACUUGCAACCGAAGCAACUGAUCCCAGCGACGAAGCGAUGCGACUGUUCUGGGGUCAGCCAUCCAGCGGCGCAAGUACUGUUUCGAUUCGCCCUCUCCCGCCAUUGGCGGUUGCUCCUCCACUCCACAUCGCAACAGCCGUUUCAUCAUCACCCCUCCCGCAGGUCGGCUCUUCAGCAUUCAAAUCGGGAUUGCCGACGACGUUCGCGCCCGUCAGCAAUGCAACCGAUCUUGCGUUUGGGCUGGGCCUUGGCUUGGAGCUGCCGUUGAUUGUUGCCGCGCCAGACGCGGUUGUCCCUGUACCAAAGCCAGCCGCAACCACCCUCACAGGGGCAAUGAACAGCGGCGAGCAUGGACUUCUGGGCACGAACCACGCAGGACCGCAGGAACACUCGCUUGGAGCUGCGCCACCAUCGAUGGAGGUGUUUUCACGUCAGUUCCUUCCAAAAUCUCCUGACCGGCCCGAGUUCACAUCAUCCGCACAGCCAUCCACUUCGUUUGCGCCUCCCUUGCUUUCUGUGGCACCACCAACCACGACAUUUGCACCACCUCUGCUUCCAGUCGCAGCAGCAACCGUGUCAUUGACGCGACCAUUGAUUCCUGCUGCGUCGCUGCUACCUGCUCGAGCAUCACUGCUGUCUGUGCGCACCAAUACUUCGUUGCGCACCCCUGCUCCAUCGCACGCUGCUGCGUCACACUGCUGCCGUCGACGCGUCGUCCCGCCACAGCAGCCCGAGCCGCAACCUUCUGCAAGCGCUUCGACUCGACGGAUCAAGCGCAAACAAAGCGGGGUGGAAUCGAGCAGCCAAGGUGCGCCUCCCCGCUACAUUGUCGACCGAAGUCGAUCGCUCACCCGCCCGGAUGGUCGCCAAAGUUUGCUGCUUGUCGUUUCAUCCCCUUUGGUGCAACGCAUCGUUUGCGCUUACCUUCAAGACGCCUUUGAUAUCACUAUUCGAACCCGUCCCGACGAGCUGCUGUCUGAGCUUGUGCGGCGCAACGCCCAAACUCCAGCCUCGCCCGCCGAAGCCGGCGUGACUGCGGCGACAACCGCCACCUCCACCUCCGCGACCGAGACUGCGCUGUCCAACGUCAUCUGCGACUUUGAAUUCUCCAGCCAUAUGGCCACCUUUGAUCCCUCCUUGUUCACGCUGACACAGUGGGUCUUCCUCACAACCCGACAGCAGCUUGUUUCCAUUCAAAACGAGUUUGCUCGAUACAAGCAGACACAGAAAGGCGCACGGCCUGGAGCCAACGGCAUUGCCGCGUGGUCGUAUGACUGGCUGCGAGCUGUUCAAGUUGUGGUCAAGCCGCUGAAGAUGAACGAGCUCCGCGCUGUGGUGCUGCACCAAGAGCUCAUUCCGGAGCCGACAGUCCAACCCGAAACCUUCUUCCGGAACUGGAAUGUACGCGUGCUGAUUGCCGAAGACAACAACAUCAACAUGAAGGUUGUGCAGGCGUUCCUGACGCGCCUCGGCGUGAAGUUUGAGGGUGUCGGGAAUGGCCAGUUGGCGCUGGAACGGGCGUCCGAGUUCCCGAGUCCAUUCCAGAUCAUUUUGAUGGAUGUCCAGAUGCCUAUCAUGAACGGCGAUCUGGCUGCGUCCCAUAUUCGUCGAUACGAAAGGCAGCACAACCGGCCUGGCUACUACAUUCUGGCACUGACGGCAGACGCCACUGCCCCGACUCGCGAGAGGUGCCGUCAGCACGGCAUGGACGACUUGUGCACCAAACCGUUGAGGUUUGAGACCUUUUCGGCCGCGUUGCGCAAAGCGAUCGAAGCGUUGGAAAGCCGAGGCGUCAUCCGGCGUGUGACGACGGCAGGCCCAACCGCCCCGACGGCGGAAGCGUUGGCGGACAGCUCCUUCAGCCCUCGUCCCAGCCAAAACGAGAUCUGGGUUGAAAAGGCCGACGGUCACAUCAAGAACAGAAGCCACAAUUCCUUGCAGGCGGUGCUGCAGGGUCCGUCGUCUGGUCUGACGUCGUCCGCUGCCGUCAUGGCCGGUCUUUCUGGGUCUGGUUCUCGACUCGACCAUUCGCGAGAAUGGAUUGCUGCGCCUACUUCCACCGUGUUGCCGCCAGAGGUUCUCGCUCAGCGCUUUGUCGACAGCGAGCCUGUCGUUGUGUCGGGCAAGUUGGUCCAGGCGGCCGCGUUGUACCAGAAUUCAAGCCAUCAGCGUGCUCUCAGCGCCAGUGCGGCCGCCACCCCGUCGUUUGGUUCUGUCGCCCCGGGGCGCGGAAUGGUCAAAGUGGGGCUGGGCCAUUCGCCGACCGCUAGCACCACGCGAAGUGCCAGUCGGUCGUCGGCUAGCAGCGAGAUUCGCUCUGCGGGAUCGGUGGAGGUUUUGACGACUGAUUCCUCCAGCCACGUUCUCAGUAGCCAUCACGCAAUGGGCAACCCCCUUCGCCACGGACGUGCUGCGUCAUCGUCGUCGUCCUCAGCUCCCGACACCCACUCUCCAGAGUCUCAAUCGACGUCUCGUCGCAAUCACAAUCCAGGAAACGCAGCCGGCAGCUCUCUUCCGCACAGCAGUUCUGGCCACCGCCCGCGUUCCACGACCUUGGGACAGAGCGCAAGGACCCAUGGCAGUUCCAGCUCGGACAGUGAAAAGUUCCGCUCAUCGCGAAGUCUCUCGGGUCUCCCCUCCGUCACUCCCUUGCUCAGUAUUCCCUUGGCCGCCACUCCCUUAAUCGAAGUGCACAGUCCGGUUGAGUUUGCCAAUGAGAUCAGCGGCAAGCCUUCCUCCGAGUCAAACUGCUGA
Messenger RNA from Capsaspora owczarzaki ATCC 30864, 7457 nucleotides. RefSeq lists its product as hypothetical. The coding region runs from base 42 to 7457 and encodes 2471 amino acids. The transcript is spliced from 3 exons. The record is from RefSeq and is a predicted model, not a curated record. Lineage: Eukaryota; Filasterea; Ministeriida; Capsasporidae. Gene Ontology annotation, molecular function: phosphorelay sensor kinase activity. Gene Ontology annotation, biological process: phosphorelay signal transduction system; phosphorylation.